Molecule: messenger RNA, 846 nt
Organism: Nicrophorus vespilloides
Lineage: Eukaryota; Metazoa; Arthropoda; Insecta; Coleoptera; Silphidae
Exons: 2
Coding region: 44-667 (207 amino acids)
Source: RefSeq, a predicted model, not a curated record
UUAUGUGUUGUUAAAUGUUUUUUUGAGAGAUAAAUCUACAAUAAUGAGCGAUAAGGAUGUGGUAUCGAUUAGUUCAGUCCAAAGGAACGAAGCUUUACUUUCCUUACAAACGAAAUUAGAGAUUAUGCGAAGAUUCGAUGACGGUGAGAAGCCCGUGGAAAUAGCGAAAGCGUACGGUUUGAUUCCGAACGUGCUGAAAUCUAUCCGUUAUCGCGACAGAAAGAAAUGCAAAGGGUUUAAUGGACCUUCUUUAUCCAUGACCAUGAUGAAAAUGGAAUUUAUACUCGUGAUUUGGAUUUACGCCGAAAAUGCGAUGAAGAAGCCUUUAACCAAGAAGUUAAUACUGGAGAAGGCCAGGGAAUUGUUUUAUCUGGUCAAGAAUCAAAGCGCGCAUUUGAGUUACGAUGAUCCUGAAGAGAUGUUCGAAUCAGGCAAAGAUUGGUUUUCGCGAUUCAUAAGUCGCAGUAAUCUUCAGCACAUUCCGAUGGACGAGGAAACGUCCGGUUCGAGGGAUUUGGAUCCGAAUGUUUUACGUAAUAAACUGCAAGCUGUGGCGGAUAAAGGCGGUUGCUUCUCUAAUAAAUUUUUAUAUAUGAUGGAUUUGAGGGAAUUGUUUCGUGAACAAACGAUUGAUGAAAUCAUAGAAAUUUCUGAUAGUUCGGGAUGAUGUGCAAAUGAUAUAUCGGGCUUUUAUCAUUUGCAGCAAAAACGUGCAAAGACGAACAGAAAACAUGUACAAACGGAUACAUAUUUGUAAGGAAAGGAGAUUAGUAAAGCAGGUUUUAUAUGUAUUUACGUUUACUUUUAUUGACAUAUUUGUAAAAUAAUAAAGAUUUUUGCCAUUCA